CCUGGGCUUUAAGAGUGACUUGGGUCUGGGGACCGGGGGCACCCUGGUCAGGCGUCACUGCCUGUGCCCCUGAGUGUUAGCCCAGCUCCCUCACACCCGCCCUGUUUAUCCCGUACUUAAGGUAGGUGUGAAGUCGGGGGGGAAAUCGGGGGACAAACUUUAUCUUUGGCGCACUGGGCACCCUCUAUCUACCCGUCCUCACCCCCAACCUCAAGUUCGCAGACCCUCAAGUUCUCCGCUCCCGACCAUCUUUUCUGAGGAAAAGACUAGAUUAAGUGUUUUAUAUUCUUCUGUAAGUAUUUGCCUUUGGAUCACCAGCACUUGAACUCAGUUGCUAAAUCCUGGGGGUCUUUGUGGGAGGCUGGUUUGGGCAGGCAGCCUGGAACCCACACUGCGGGUGGCCCAGGGGCAGGAGCGGACUGAGUCUUCCCUUCCACCUUGUGUGGGUCCCCUGCCUCCUGUCCCAUCAGACCCAUUUCUGACUGGGGACUUAGGUCCGGAAGAACACCAGGGUCCCCUCCAGCAUGUCUCCCCGACCUCCUACUCUUCCCCCAGCGGGAGGAGGCCCAGAGUUCAGACCCCUCUCCCUGCCGGCUCUGUGCCUGAUGCAGAGGGCGGCGCAGACCACCGGCAGGACGGUGCUUCCGUGCGGCCAGGUAGCUUCCUUCCUUCCGCCCGCUGCGGCGCCUUCCCGCAGGCCUCCCUUCCGAGCGCGCGUGCGCUCCGCUCCGCAGCGAGCACCUGUUCGCAGGACUUUGGAUCCUACUUCUGGUCCGGGAAGAGGAGGCCGGACCUCGGGAGGACUGGCCUGGAGUUGGACCCUCCGCACCCAGACACUGACCUGUGCCAAGUGCGUCCGCCGGACCGCCAGCGAGGGCGUCUGAAGAGCUCGUCGUAACAGUUCGGGAUGGGGAACCACGUGGGGAAGCGCGAGCCGCACGCGGAGAAGGCCGGCACGGAUGCUGAAACUAGCAGAGGAGAAUCUGAAAAGAAGAGAAACCUCAGCGAACUUUCCCAAGCAGCCUCGGAAGACAGCGACGUGUUCGGAGAGGCAGAUGCGAACCAGAACAAUGGGACCUCCUCUGGGGACACAGCGGUGACAGACUCCAAGCGCACAGCGGGCCCAAAGAAUGCCUGGCAGGACGCCCACCCAGCUGACCCGGGGAGCCGCCCCCACUUGGUCCGCCUCUUUUCCCGAGAUGCCCCGGGGAGGGAGGACAACACCUUCAAAGACAGGCCCUCCGAGUCCGACGAGCUCCAGACCAUCCAAGAAGACAGUGCAGCCGCCUCCGAGGGCCUGGAUGUGAUGGCGUCACAGAAGAGACCCUCCCAGAGGCACGGAUCCAAGUACCUGGCCACAGCAAGUACCAUGGACCAUGCGCGGCAUGGCUUCCUCCCACGGCACAGAGACACGGGCAUUCUUGACUCCAUCGGGCGCUUCUUUGGCAGUGACAGGGGCGCGCCCAAGCGGGGCUCUGGCAAGGACUCACACCACGCGGCAAGAACCACUCACUACGGCUCCCUGCCCCAGAAGGCCCAGCACGGCCGGGCCCAGGAAGAAAACCCCGUAGUCCACUUCUUCAAGAACAUCGUGACACCUCGCACGCCUCCUCCAUCGCAAGGAAAGGGGAGAGGACUGUCGCUCAGCAGAUUUAGCUGGGGGGCCGAAGGGCAAAGGCCAGGAUUUGGCUACGGCGGCAGAGCGUCCGACUAUAAAUCAACUCACAAGGGAUUCAAGGGCGACGCCCAGGGCACGCUGUCCAAGAUCUUUAAACUGGGAGGAAGUCGCUCUGGCUCUCCCAUGGCCAGACGCUGAGCCCACCUUGUUCCGGAUCCUGCCCUCUGCUUCUCGACAUAACUGCCUUACGACGUUACUACCCUCGCAUGGACUAGCUAGUUAGAGCAAACGACCCCCCCUAAUGCCUGUUGAGUUGAGCACGCGGCAGGGUCAGGCACGCGGCAUCCUACUAGCAAUUUCUGGCCGAAAGUUAAAUGGAGAAAAAGAAAACAGAAAAUGAUUAAAAGUGUCACUUCACGUUGGAGGAUUACA
Messenger RNA from Propithecus coquereli (Coquerel's sifaka), 2050 nucleotides. It is a transcript of the gene MBP, whose product is annotated as myelin basic protein. Gene Ontology annotation, biological process: myelination. Lineage: Eukaryota; Metazoa; Chordata; Mammalia; Primates; Indriidae. The record is from RefSeq and is a predicted model, not a curated record. Gene Ontology annotation, cellular component: internode region of axon; cell periphery; compact myelin. Bases 908 to 1816 code for a protein of 302 amino acids. The transcript has 9 exons. Gene Ontology annotation, molecular function: structural constituent of myelin sheath.